Messenger RNA from Lathyrus sativus (Indian pea), 1335 nucleotides. The record is from the annotation of a GenBank genome assembly. Lineage: Eukaryota; Viridiplantae; Streptophyta; Magnoliopsida; Fabales; Fabaceae.
AUGGCCGCUAUUACUUCCAUCAAGGCUCGUCAGAUCUUCGAUAGCCGUGGCAAUCCAACCGUCGAGGUUGAUAUUACUGUCUCCGAUGGCACUUUCGCUAGAGCCGCUGUUCCUAGCGGUGCAUCCACUGGUAUUUAUGAGGCUCUUGAGCUAAGAGAUGGAGGAUCUGACUAUCUUGGAAAAGGUGUAUCAAAGGCUGUUGACAAUGUGAACACCAUCAUUGCCCCAGCAUUGAUCGGAAAGGACCCAACUAAGCAGACUGAGAUUGACAACUUCAUGGUUCAGCAGCUUGAUGGAACUGUUAACGAGUGGGGUUGGUGCAAACAAAAGCUCGGGGCAAAUGCCAUAUUGGCAGUGUCUCUUGCAGUGUGCAAAGCUGGUGCUGGAGUCCUAAAAAUCCCUCUUUACAAGCAUAUUGCAAACAUUGCAGGCAACAAGAAUUUGGUUUUGCCUGUUCCAGCUUUCAAUGUCAUUAAUGGUGGAUCACAUGCAGGAAACAAGCUUGCUAUGCAGGAGUUUAUGGUUCUUCCUGUGGGAGCCUCCUCUUUCAAGGAAGCCAUGAAGAUGGGUGUGGAAGUCUAUCACCAUUUGAAGGCUGUGAUUAAGAAGAAAUAUGGUCAAGAUGCAGUAAAUGUUGGUGAUGAAGGUGGUUUUGCCCCUAACAUUCAGGAGAACAAGGAAGGUUUGGAGUUGCUAAAAUCUGCCAUUGAGAAAGCCGGAUACACUGGCAAAGUGGUCAUUGGAAUGGAUGUUGCAGCUUCCGAGUUCUACAAGGAAGACAAAUCAUAUGAUUUGAACUUCAAGGAAGACAACAAUGACGGCUCACAGAAGAUAUCUGGAGAGGCUUUGAAAGAUCUCUACAAGUCAUUUGUGUCAGAGUACCCAAUUGUUUCAAUUGAGGAUCCUUUUGACCAGGAUGACUGGGAGCACUACGCCAAGAUGACUGGUGAGAUUGGAACCAAUGUGCAAAUUGUUGGUGAUGAUCUCUUGGUUACCAACCCCAAGAGGGUUCAGAAGGCAAUUGACUCUAAAGCAUGCAAUGCUCUUCUGCUCAAGGUGAACCAAAUUGGAUCAGUGACUGAGAGUAUUGAAGCCGUGAGGAUGUCCAAAAAGGCUGGAUGGGGUGUCAUGACCAGCCACCGAAGUGGAGAGACUGAGGAUACCUUCAUUGCUGAUCUUGCUGUUGGUUUGUCAACGGGUCAAAUUAAGACUGGAGCUCCAUGCAGGUCAGAGCGUCUUGCCAAGUAUAACCAGCUCUUGAGAAUUGAGGAGGAGCUCGGUGCUGAAGCAGUGUAUGCUGGAGUUAACUUCCGUACUCCUGUUGAGCCCUACUAA